This is a messenger RNA of Podarcis raffonei (Aeolian wall lizard), 4068 nucleotides long. RefSeq names its product hyaluronidase 3 (gene HYAL3). NCBI's taxonomy places the organism in Eukaryota, Metazoa, Chordata, Lepidosauria, Squamata, Lacertidae. Gene Ontology annotation, cellular component: acrosomal vesicle. Bases 2355 to 3794 code for a protein of 479 amino acids. Gene Ontology annotation, biological process: carbohydrate metabolic process; hyaluronan catabolic process. The transcript is spliced from 4 exons. Gene Ontology annotation, molecular function: hyalurononglucosaminidase activity. The record is from RefSeq and is a predicted model, not a curated record.
CCUAGUUGCCAUUUUUGGGCCACAUUGGCUUGAAAGACAUAUCUUUCACCAUGACUUUUUGGUUCCUGAAAUUCAUUCUGAUUGUGCAGAUAAAAUAUAAUGGGUAUAAUUCUAUAGGAUGUGUUGCUAUUGUGUGAAAACAGGCAAGACCCAAAGAUCCCCAGGCAUGCACCUCCAGAUGGUGGAGACAUCAGGCGCCAUCCUGGGGGCUGGACAUCUUCACUUGGUCGCAUGUGAAUUUUGAACACUGGACACGCAUCUUUAAACUAUGGAAUUUGAGCCCCCUAGAUAUAGUGAUAGCCACCAACUUGGAUGGCAGAAGUUCGUUGUAACUCAGCCCCAUAGAAAGCACUGAAAGGGGGCUUCAUUAUGACUGACUUUAAGACUACAUUCUUGUACCCAAUUUCUUGGGAGUAAACCCCGUUGCUCAAUGAAUUUACUUCUGAGUAGGCAUGUAUAGGAUUGUGCUGUCAGUGCCUUUUGUCCAUUGAGGCAUAGUCACGAUUCCCUUUUGCUUGGUUAUGUUUCCCGUCCGACAAUGGGUAAACAGCAGUUCCAGUUAUUCAGAGCUCUAUGAAUAUAUGAAUGUUUUCUGUGUCCCCAAAAGGAAUAUGACUGUUUCCCAGAAGUCAGGAUCUGGAAGGGAAUUGAAACUUAAUUGGUAUUUUUAAUUCCAUUGCAGGAAAAGCUGUGUUGGGUACAUUAAUAGUGGUAGGAAACAGACCACCGCAUUGCCUGUGGACAGUCUAACCACCUUGUCUUGUCCCCAGUUUCAUGAGUUUUGUGACCUUUUACCAAGGAGUGUUUGUUGGUAGCAGGUGCGUCCCAAAAUUACCUGAGACACAGAGCAGGUUUGUUUCCUCCUUGUGUUGCACUAUGUGUUGACACUGGAAGACAGCACAGGAGAACAAGGCUCUGUGCUUUGAGACCUUGUAAACAACAUCCUUCCUGUCCUUUCUGGAGACCGGGCAGGAUGAAUGUCUUCAUGGCAAUGUCCUAGUUCUGCCCAGUGGAUUCCCUGGCCUCCUCACCCCACCCCAGUAGGCCUGGUUUCCAUCUAUUACUCUAGUAACAUAAGCUCUGUUUGGCUCUGUAGAUCAAUCCACUGUUGACAUUGAAUAAGCCAAAAUUUAUAUGUUCAUAGAACUGGUGUGUAGGUAUAACAGCUUGGAAACAUGCCUCUAAUCAAGAAGGUAAAGUACCUGUACUAGCAAAAGGGGUUUUGUGCUGUGGCAAGAAGGCAUAGAGAACUGAAAAUCAGAGGUGGGGAAUUUGUGGUCCUCUAGAUAUUGCUGGACUCCGACUCCCUUCAUCCCUGACCAUUGGCCAUACUGGCAAGGGCUGAUGGGAGUUGGAGUCCAACAUCUGGAGGGCCUCAAGCCCCUCCCACUCCACCCCUGUUGUAGACUAAUACAGUGGUACCUCAGGUUAAGAACUUAAUUCAUUCCGGAGGUCCAUUCUUAACCUGAAACUGUUCUUAACCUGAAGCACCACUUUAGCUAAUGGGGCCUCCUGCUGCCGCCGCGCUGCCGGAACACAAUUUCUGUUCUCAUCCUGAAGCAAAGUUCUUAACCCGAGGUACUAUUUCUGGGUUAGCGGAGUCUGUAACCUGAAGCAUCUGUAACCCGAGGUACUACUGUGCAAAGGCUAGUCUGGGUUACUACCAGCCUUUUGCUUCAGCAGCCUCAUUUUGUGAUGUGUGGAGAUGGAAGUAUUGGGGAGGAGUUAAGGCAUGGCAAGCAGCAAGUCUAGUUUGCUUUCCUUGCCCACCUGCUUUAUUUGCUGUUGGGUGGUUGCUAGCCCUGCUCCCUUUCCUUUCUACUCAUGAUAGAAUUCUGUUACCAAAGUGAGUUGGCUGGAUGCUUAUUCGGGGCUGGAUUCUCAGAAUCUAAAUGGGUUCAUUUCUCCCCACCACCACCACCCAAAAAUAGAGUUCUUUGAUACUUCAGCCUACACUUGGACCUAGGAGCUGUAGUGGUUGAAGGCAUCUGUUUGGGAACCCCAUAGACGAAGUCUGUGUCUGCUGCUUUGUUGUUGUUGUUUGGAUGGGUGCCAGCCUUUGGCUCCUGUCAGGGCUGGGCUGGGCUACUCAGCACACAAUUUACAUUCCAAAACCUGGGUGUCAAGUAAACAGACAGCUCACUCUUUAAAAGAAGAAAUGAGCUGUAGGCGCAUGUGUAGCUUCCUGUCGUGCUCUUGCGAAAGUAGACGGUUUCCCUUGAGCCUUAGCAUUGCAAGCAGAAUCUCCAAAGGAGGGAAGCGGCACUUCAGGCAGCUCCCAUUUGCCACAGGGUGCACAUUUGUAAACAAAGCAGGAGGGGCCCCAGAAGAGACAUUGGCUUCUUACACCCACCAUGAUCCUGGACAGAACCAUUUCAGUCCGCAUCAUCUUCCUCCUUGGGGUCAUCCAGUGCCUGAGAGGGUAUAGCUGGGAGCAGACAACAGCCAGCUCUGUUUUCCAGCAGGAGCCAUUUGUGGUGGUGUGGAACUUGCCCACAGCUAAGUGUCGAGAGCAAUUUGGGAUCACCCUGCCUCUGGAAGCCUAUGGCAUUGUGGAGAACAAGGACAAUGCUUUUCGUGGCCAGAACAUAACCAUUUUUUACAAGAACAAGUUUGGGCUCUAUCCCUACAUCUCCCCAGAUGGCAAAUGGCACAAUGGAGGGAUACCUCAGAAGGUCGAUCUGAAGAAGCACCUGGAGACUGUCUCAAGAGAUGUUUUGGAAAGCCUGAAGCCUGAUUUCCAGGGACUGGCCGUGGUGGACUGGGAGGAGUGGCGGCCUCUCUGGAGGCGGAACUGGGGUCCCAAGAUCGUGUAUAGGGUGGCCUCUGAAAAAUGGGCAAGGAACAGAAGGCCUGAUGAACCCCUCACGGAACAAUCCUAUGUUGCGGAGAUAGAGUUUGAACAGGCAGCUCGGGCCUUCAUGGAGAGAACUCUAGAAAUGGGGAAGUCUCUGAGGCCACAGGGGUUCUGGGGCUUCUAUGGGUUCCCUGACUGUUUCAAUUACAACUGGGAGAACGAAGAGAACUACACCGGUCAUUGCAACCCCACAGAGGUCCAGUGGAAUGAUCAUCUCAUGUGGCUCUGGAAGGUUUCAUCUGCCCUCUAUCCCAGUAUCUACCUCCCACCAAAACUCCCAACAUCUUACCACCAGAGUUAUGUUCACCACCGCCUCAAAGAAGCAUUUCGCGUGGCACAGUUUGGCGUGAAGCAGCCUCUCCCUGUAAUCGCAUAUUCCAGAGUCUCCUACAGACAUUCUCCACGGUAUCUGACUGAGGCUGACCUGGUGUAUACAAUUGGAGAGAGUGCAGCACUUGGGGCCGCUGGGGUUGUGCUCUGGGGUGACCUCUCCUAUUCCCAGUCACCGGAGAGCUGCAGGAGCCUCAAGCAUUACAUCACCACGACGCUGGGCCCAUACAUCGUCAACGUAACCACGGCAGCGCGCAUGUGCAGCCGUGAGCUGUGCCACGGGCAUGGACGUUGCGUGAGACAGGACCCUGGCGAACUGGAAGCCUUCCUCCACCUGGACCCACAACAGUGGGAAGAGGAGUCCUCAAUGACAGAUUUUCCAGAUCAAGACAUGUUCGCAUGGGAACAAUUUCAGUGUCACUGCUAUCCACAGUGGACUGGAGCCUCGUGUGAGACACCGCUGUGGCUGGAGCCUGUCCUAGGACCGGAUUGUAGUCGAGCUCAACAGUAUUACAAUAUAUUUCAUGCAGGGUAUGUCAGCAAUGUUGUUGUGAAGUCAAACAUCUGUCCUCCUUCCAUUUACAAUGAAAAGACAGAAUUCCAAUAACACAUCUUUGCAGAUCCAGCACUUUACUCCAAGGGCAGUUUUGAUGAUAUCUGUUCUAGACAUUUCUCGAAUGGGUGACUCUUCCGUUUUUCAAACAGAGCAGGGUCUGGAUGUAGACAAAUAGCAGACACACACUUUUUCCUUCUUUGAUGGUGCACUAUAAUUUAAAAAUGAUCUCAGGUGUAAGCCUAAAGUAAGUGCUUAGGCAUUGUUGGGUUUUGAAACUGUAGCCAAACACAUCUAGUAAAAUAAAGACACACUUGGAAACCCUAAA